Messenger RNA from Leishmania mexicana MHOM/GT/2001/U1103, 918 nucleotides. RefSeq names its product short chain 3-hydroxyacyl-CoA dehydrogenase,putative. NCBI's taxonomy places the organism in Eukaryota, Euglenozoa, Kinetoplastea, Trypanosomatida, Trypanosomatidae. The coding region runs from base 1 to 918 and encodes 305 amino acids. Gene Ontology annotation, molecular function: NAD+ binding; (3S)-3-hydroxyacyl-CoA dehydrogenase (NAD+) activity. Gene Ontology annotation, cellular component: mitochondrion. Gene Ontology annotation, biological process: fatty acid beta-oxidation. The transcript has a single exon. The record is from RefSeq and is a predicted model, not a curated record.
AUGCUUCGUUGCACCCCCUCUGCGCUCUUCAAGUCGCUUGCCGUGUGGGGCGGCGGCACGAUGGGCAGCGGUAUCGCGCAGAUCACAGCUCAGGCGGCUGUCCCGGUGACUGUGGUGGAGGUCUCGCAGGCGCGGCUGGACGCGUCGCGGAAGGCAAUCGAGACGUCCUUGCUGCGCAUCGCCAACAAGAAGUGCGACGGGGAUCAGGAAAAGAUGAAGGCAUUCGUGGACACGGUGCUUUCUCACGUCACGUUCACGACGGACGAGGCUGCGGCUGCUGGCGACGCGGAUCUGAUCAUCGAGGCGAUUGUGGAGAACAUCGGCGCAAAGAAGGAGCUCUUCGGCCGCCUGGACAAAAUGGCGCCGAAGUCGACGGUGUUCUGCUCGAACACGUCGUCUCUGAGCAUCACGGAGAUGGCGUCUGCGACGACACGAAAGGAUCGAUUCGCCGGCUUGCACUUCUUCUCGCCGGUGCCGAUGAUGAAACUGCUCGAGGUGGUGCGCACAGAGGAGGUGAGUCCAGCCAUCAUCGAGCAGCUGACCGCCUUCGGCAAAAGGGUGGGGAAGAUUCCUGUUGUUGCGAAGGACACGGAGGGCUUCAUCGUGAACCGCCUUCUCGUGCCCUAUCAAAUGGAGGCGUGCAGACUGGUGGAGCGUGGCGUCGCGACCUUCCAGGAUGUGGACACUGCUAUGAAGUUCGGCUGCGGCUACCCGAUGGGACCGUUUGAACUCUGUGACAGCGUUGGCAUCGACGUUAUCAAGUUCAUUGUCGACGGCUGGCAUGCACAGUACCCCAACGAGCCGCUCUUCAAGCCCUCGCCCCUAAUCAACGAACGGGUUGCCGCUGGCAAGCUGGGUAAGAAGACUGGCGAGGGCUACUACAAGUACGACAGCAAGGGCCGCAAAAUCGAAUCCUGA